AAGUCACCGAAGUCAUCAGUCAGCUCUGAACAGUUACCAGUGUUACAUUUUCUACGCUUAAACAGUUGAAAAAUGAAGGCUUUCGUCGUAUUUGCAGUGGUCAUCGCCAUCGUGGCUGGUGCUGCCGUUGAGAAGAAGGAAGUCGAGAAAUCUGUAGCCCCGGCAGAAGGUGAGAAGAAACAGGACAAGCGCGGCCUGUGGGAUCUUGGCUACGGAUACGACUCGCAUGGUUGGGAUUCUCCACUGAAGUUGUCGCACGGUUGGGAUGAGCCCCAUGUAACCACUAUCAUCAAGAAGGAACACGUCCCUGUUCCAUACGAAGUCGAAAAACACGUGCCGUACCCAGUCAAGGUUCCAUAUCCAGUGACCGUUGAGAAGCACGUUCCAGUCGUCGUCGAAAAGAAGGUCCCAGUUUAUGUCGAGAAACCAGUGGCCUACCCAGUCAAGGUUCCCUUCAAGGUUAAGGAAUACGUCGAGGUUCCCAAGCCAUACCCAGUGCAUGUUGAGAAGCCAUACCCAGUCUACGUGAAGAAGCCAGUCGUUGUCGAGAAGCACGUCCCAGUGUACGUCAAAUCCCACGGCUGGGAACCCCAUAGCCAUUCGUACUCCGAGUUCCACUCGUACCACUAAAUCGAUAAGACUGGUUCUAGCUACUAGACCAACAAAUUACACGAACUCUCAAAAAGUGUUGAUAUUAAUCUCACAUAAGCAUACUCAAACUAUUCCAAUAUUGUGAUCUUCAUGUAUUUCAUCGCUUCUGGCCCGGACAAGUCUCUCUUGGCUGACCGGUCGCCCCUUGUUAACGUUACUCGACUUGUUACAGGACCUACUGCAGGGCUGCAGAAGAGAAUACUCAACUUUCUGUCUCAAACGAGGAAAAGUACUGGAAAGCCAAAAAUCCAUUCAUUUUUCAACUUGUUGACCAAUGUAAAUAAAUUAUUUUACUUUGUCUACAUGUUGUAGACAAAAAGUAAUAAAACCUGAACAAAAAAAAUACAAAAAACUGAACUC
Molecule: messenger RNA, 1011 nt
Organism: Wyeomyia smithii (pitcher-plant mosquito)
Lineage: Eukaryota; Metazoa; Arthropoda; Insecta; Diptera; Culicidae
Product: mantle protein-like
Exons: 2
Coding region: 73-630 (185 amino acids)
Source: RefSeq, a predicted model, not a curated record